Vitrella brassicaformis is the source of this 605-nucleotide messenger RNA. The record is from the annotation of a GenBank genome assembly. NCBI's taxonomy places the organism in Eukaryota, Vitrellaceae.
UUGUGUGUGUAUGUAUGUAUACGUAUGUGUGUGUAUAGACAAAACAAACAAGCAAUGGAUUGAUUGAUGCACUCAAUUCAUUGACUGACGGACUGACGGACUGACUGACUGACUCGUUGAUUGAUUGACUGAGUGCUUUGCUUCACCAGCCAUGGUUCGCUUGAGUGUGUUGUUGACGGUGUCGCUGUGCGCGUUGGCGGCGGCCGGGUCACUCAAAGCCAAAGCAAACAAACAAUCCAAGGCAAGCCACACAUGAAUGGGACACCAGCCACAAACAAACACACUGCCGAUGUCCCAUUCAUGUGUCUCGCAGCUGCUUCCAGCUCCUCUGCCUCCCGCAUCGGUGCCGAAUGUUGGCGGCGGUCUGUACCUGUUCGCUGACAUGCUGGCCGGUCUGAUCUCGCAAAUCAGCGAACUGAUUGGAGGGUUCGUCCCACCCUUCAAGGCAGGCGGGCACCACACAUGAACAAACAAACGCAUGAGGUCGGUCAUCUCCCAUCUGUGUGUCUGUGUGUGUGUGUCGGCCAGGUUCCGUCGACGAAGCUGCCGGCGUUUGGGCUGACUCCGGUGCUGUUUGGUGCACCCGUGGUGCAGCGAGCGGCUGA